Chenopodium quinoa (quinoa) is the source of this 791-nucleotide messenger RNA. RefSeq names its product 40S ribosomal protein S24-1. Gene Ontology annotation, biological process: translation. Gene Ontology annotation, molecular function: structural constituent of ribosome. The transcript is spliced from 5 exons. Lineage: Eukaryota; Viridiplantae; Streptophyta; Magnoliopsida; Caryophyllales; Amaranthaceae. The record is from RefSeq and is a predicted model, not a curated record. Gene Ontology annotation, cellular component: ribosome. The coding region runs from base 130 to 534 and encodes 134 amino acids.
ACCCUAGCUAGUUCAUCACCUUCUUCUUUUCCCUUCGCUCUCUCUUCUUCGCCGUGUAACCUUGAAGUUGGAAAUCAGCCGCAAGUCCCCUGCACCAGAGGAGAGAGAAACUAGAGAGAGAAAGCAAAAAUGGCGGAAAAGGCUGUCACACUCAGAACUCGCAAGUUCAUGACUAAUCGUCUUCUUUCUAGGAAGCAAUUCGUCAUCGAUGUUCUUCACCCUGGCCGCGCUAACGUUUCCAAGGCGGAGUUGAAAGAAAAAUUAGCUAGGAUGUAUGAUGUGAAUGAUCCCAACUCCAUCUUCGUCUUCAAGUUCCGUACUCACUUUGGAGGUGGUAAAUCAACUGGAUUUGGUUUGAUUUAUGAUUCUGUCGAUAGUGCGAAGAAGUACGAGCCCAAAUACAGGCUGAUCAGGAAUGGAUUGGCCACCAAGGUUGAGAAGUCUAGGAAACAAAUGAAGGAGCGAAAGAACAGAGCUAAGAAGAUUCGUGGUGUUAAGAAGACUAAAGCUGCAGAAGCUGGAAAGAAGAAAUAAGGAAAUAGUUAUAUUGAGGAUGGUGUAUACACCGAUGGUGCAGUUUUCUUUUUGGUGCAGCGUCCUUUGCAACUAUCAACAAUUUUUUCCUUAUCAACUUGUUUGGUUACUUGUCUACUCCAAUUAGUGAUGGUAGCUUUAGUGAAAGAUUUUGAGACACAUAGCAGAUUGUAUGUUCUACUCUAAAGUAUGUCGAGAGUUCUCUAAACAUUUUUGUUUCGUAAUGGUGGAAUCGUGAUUAAUUUUCUUUUACUCUA